Schizosaccharomyces octosporus yFS286 is the source of this 1724-nucleotide messenger RNA. Its product is annotated as transcription factor TFIID complex subunit Taf7. Lineage: Eukaryota; Fungi; Ascomycota; Schizosaccharomycetes; Schizosaccharomycetales; Schizosaccharomycetaceae. The transcript has 3 exons. Gene Ontology annotation, cellular component: transcription factor TFIID complex. The record is from RefSeq and is a predicted model, not a curated record. Gene Ontology annotation, biological process: transcription initiation at RNA polymerase II promoter; RNA polymerase II preinitiation complex assembly. The coding region runs from base 119 to 1312 and encodes 397 amino acids. Gene Ontology annotation, molecular function: RNA polymerase II general transcription initiation factor activity.
CGUUGACAAGUAACAACUUGUUUGAAAUAACGAGCGCUUACGAAUUUGCGAGACUUGGGUGUAGGCAAACAGAGGUUGUCAACUGCAUUUCACAAAAUAUUGGAAUUGGGGGAUUAAAAUGGUAAAAUUAAAGAUUCGAACGGGUCCUCCUCCUCCGGCGCCGCCGGAAGAGCCGAAACCACAAAUUCCAGCGAGUGGAGUUCCAACGGCAAUUCCAAAAAUCAAAAUUAAAGCGCGAGAGCCCAAAGGCCCGCGAUUAACAAAAAUUCGUUUAAAACGUGUUCGCGAACCAGGUUUGGGUUAUGAUUCAGAAGCAUCGGAUCGAGAAGAAGACCCUUACAUUGAAGAGCAAAUCAUUCUUCGAAUGAUGCCAGGCGAAGAUUGUGAAUAUGUACGAAAGGCUAUAGAAAAUCGCGAAAUAGGGAAAGGAGCUGAUGUGUGGGUUAAGUUUAAAGAUCAACGACGUGCUGUUGUUCAUGUCAACGGACACUUGUAUGGAGCUAAAUUAGUAGAUUUGCCUUGCAUUAUAGAAUCAAACAAGUCUUUCGACAAAAAAGUGAUCUUCAAAGCAGCGGAUGUCUGUCAGAUGCUUUUAGUCACAGGUCGCAUAGACCAUGAAAAUGAUGUACUGAGUACCCAUUUAAAACAAUCCGACUAUGUAUAUCCUCACGGUCUUACAACUCCAAUGCAUUGGGUUCGUCAAAAACGAUUCCGUAAACGCGUUUCCAAUCGUACAAUAGAAGCUGUCGAAAAUGAAGUAGAUAGACUGCUGACAAUGGACGAAAGAGCCGUUAGCACAUCAAGUGAACUUGUUGACAGCUCUGUGUUAGCUAGAGAUUCUAGUGUUGCAUUAUCAGAGGAUAUUUCAUUUGACACAAUGCAAUCAGCCGGUGUCGGUGUAGGUGACCAAGACCAGCGGAUAUCUGGUGACAUGUUUGAUGGAAUGGACGAAGAUGAUUUGGCUGGUCAAAUCGAACAAGGAAUGCUUGAGCUUAGCCAGGAUACAAGAGAGUCGACCGCAGAGCCACAACUUGCUGGAGAGGAAUCAGUUAGCGAUGAGGAGGACGAAGACGAGGAAGAGGAAGAAGAUAAUGAAGCUGAUGACGAAACACGCGAAAGCAAGCGACAAACAAGAUUGGUGCGUGAAUUCAUUUCCGAAUUGGAGACUUCUAUUCAAAAACGUAAAAAAGAUGCGGAAGAGGCCACGAAUCCCAUUUUACGGAAUCGUUUUCUUGCCGAUGUCAAUCGCAUGGUGACGGAGUUAGAAUUGAAGCGCACCCAAUUAGUUGAAAACGAUGAGCAAAAUGAAUAAUUUUGCUAUGAAACUCUUGUUUUUACUCAAAAGUUUCUUUUCGUCUCUUCUCUCCUUUUAAAAGAUGUGCGUAUCGUGUAUGUUAAUGAACUUAUUUUGAUGAUUAACACUAUGUACUAUAUCCUAUGGAAACAUAUAAUAAGGAAAAAAAGAAAGAAGAAAAUAUUAGAGAUAUUAUUAAAAUAGCUCGAACAAAUAUGAAGAUAGUUUAACUAUUCUUUGAAUGGUUGGAAACAAAACUUCGUUUAAGAAUUCCUGUUAAAGCAUUCCAUAUUGAAAAUACAAUUAAGUUUAAACAUGUAAUCGAAUUUUCAUACAUAUGUUUAUAUUAACAUUUGUUGUCUUUUCGACUUACUACUCUCAUCACCGUUCGUUUUCCUGAAUCAUAAACAAACUACUAAAAUCCAGACCC